UUCACGUGUUGUAAACUGACCCGUGUUUUUUUCCUUUUUGAUAAAUAAUUGAACUAUAAAAUGUGUCUUUUUUUUUUUUAAUAUAAACCCACUGACGUCACACAUCAAGCUAAUUACAUUACGUCACUGUUAUUAGCCAGUGGACGCCACUAACGGGGUUGAGCUAACGUGACGUAUGUGGCUAAGUAUGCUAACCGGACUGUAACGCUUGUUUUCUUUGAGGAGGACAUCUGCGGAGGGCGGAGACAUGAGCGCGCCGCGGUUGAUCGGGGUCGCGGUGGGAGUCACGGCCGGCUGCGGCUUGAUCGCCCUCAUAAUCUACCGGGAGAUCAGCCGGAGGAGAGCCCGGGCACUGCUGCUGGAGGCCCGGCCGCAGGAGGAGAUGCCGCUGCGGGCGGAGACGGUGGAUGCUCCGGAGGUGGAGGCCCAGCAGCAGGCCCUGGCAGCGGUGGAGGCGGUGGUGCAGGGCCUGUCCCCGGAGCAGCAGCUGGAGCUAAGGAACCAGCUGGACCAGGUGCUGAACUGCGUGUCCUCGCUGCGCUCAGAGGUGGCCGAGCUGAGGGGCGGCCUGCAGGACAUCGCCGUGCAGAUAAUCCAGGACGUCAAAAAGGGAGUGGAGGACAGUCAGCGGGUACGUCGGCGGCGCCAUGUCACCCAUAGGGAGCGCACUGACUCCACCGGCUCCAGCUCCAUCUACUUCACUGCCAGCCAGGGCAUGACCAGCACCUAUGAGACCAGCGAAGGAGGGUACUCGACGGCCUACGCGGAGUCCGACUACACCGAUCGCGACACGGACAAAGAGGAGGGCGAGGAGGGCGAGGAGGGCGAGGCGGAGCCCGAACAGGAGUCUGAGGAAGACGAGGACAAGAGCUGUGCCACCGUCCUCACCAUCCGCCAGGAAGACUCCCAGGAAGAUGAGGCGGAGGAGAGAGGCCUGCUGCUGCUGGAGGAGGACGAGGAGGAGGAGGAUGAGGAGGAAGACGACGGGAGGCUGCAGCAGCUGGUGACUGAGGUUCCCAGCGGGGAGCUGGCUCUCCUGCUGGCUCAGAGCGACAUCCUCCACACCGGAGACGCCAAGCUAAAGGCAGAGGGGUUCCGCCUGCUGCUGGACAACAGAGCAGCGUAUGGAGACAGCAGGGAGUUCCUAUGGCGACUGGCCCGGGCUUACAGUGAUAUGUAUGAGUGCACCGAGGACAAACAAGAGAAGAAGACCUACGCACAACAAGGUCGGGAUGAGGCAGAGUUGGCCCUGAAGAAGAACGGCCUGAACGCAGAGUGUCACAAAUGGUUUGCUGUGCUGACAGGAAUGACCUCCAAGCAUGAGAGCAUGCACAGCAAACUGAAGAGCAGCAACAUAUUAAAGGAGCAUCUGGACCGAGCGAUCGCCCUCAGAGACGACGACCCCAUGUGUUUCUACCUGCUCGGCAGGUGGUGCUACGAGGUAGCAAAUCUGGACUGGUUGGAGAAGAAGGCGGCGGCUGCCCUCUACCAGAGCCCCCCCUCCUCCACACUGCAUGACGCUCUGGAGAACUUCCUCAAGGCAGAAGAACUCAGUCCAGCUUUCUCCAAGACAGUGAGACUUUACAUCGCAAAGUGUCACAAGGAGCUGGGAAACAUCUCUGAGGCCACAAACUGGGUUGAACUGGCUCUGAAGACGCCCACAAACUCUAAAGACGAUGAAACGUCUAAUCUGGAGGCUCAGCUCAGAGUCUUAACUGAAAGAAAAAUCUAAAGAAAAAAAAAAAUCUGAGAACCAGCAGAUGGAUCUGAUUGGCUAGUCAGGCCGCCAAUCGGUCAUCCAAUCAGAUCUCAUUUUCUUUCCCUUCGUUGGUUGAAACCUUGGUCAAACUGUCACUGUGAAUUAUGGAGUUUAUUGAUGUAUAUUUAUUUUCUUUAAUAAUUGAGUCAAAAUCGCUAAAAGUAAUAUAUCGUAAUGUUUAUGGAAUCUUUAAUGUUUUCUAUUUGUUUGCCUUUUUAACGGAUACUAGGUUUUGUUUUUUUAUCACCAUAUUCUUAAUUUGACAGAUACACUUAAAGGAUCAGUUCACCAAAUUACAUAAACAUAUCUUGUCACUGCUUUUUAGUGAUAUUCAUCCUAUCAUGCAGAUGGUUACAUUUGUCAGGAAACCAAUUUCAGAGACAGAUAUCUCAAAACCUGCACAAAUACAACUUAUUUUUGACAGCAAAUUUGACUGAUAAAUGUGAUGAAAGUAAUCUGGAGACUGCGUCCAGUUUGAUCAGGGAUGUUCUGAGAGCUUUACGGGAAAGAGGGAAUCACUUAGAAAUAAAUAUAAUUCACUUUUGCAUUCAUUGAUUUAAAUUUAUUUGUGUUAAACACUCUUUAUUCUAAUAUUGUUCUGCUGGGUCCAUCCCAAAUCCUCUUUGACUGACAUAUUUUGUGGAGAUAAAUGACACUUGGUAAAUAUAGAUGUAGUAACACUGUGGUAUUUUGAUCUGAAUAUAUAUAUAUCUAUAUUUCUUUUUCUGUUAAUCUCCAUUUUACAUCACUUAAUAGAUCAUGUGAUAUAAAGAAACUGCCCUGGAACACAUUCUUUGGUUUGGUUGUGACUGAAAAGUGUCCUAAUAUUUUUGUACUUUUUUUUUUCUGGAGUGUAUUUGCUGCCUUUUGAGCUUUGAGUGCUUUUGACAUUCCUGUUAUUUUCUGAAAUGAAAGUUGCACUGAAGGUUUUUAGUUUGAUUUAAAAUCACUUUGUGUUUUUUUUCUUAUUUAUUCUUGUUCAGGUUAGUUUUGCAGUGGCUGCUUUGAAAUAACCGUUCUGAUCCUGCAAUGAAAAGUUAAUAUGCACUUAAGUGACACAUGAUAACGUUGAAUA
Anoplopoma fimbria (sablefish) is the source of this 2834-nucleotide messenger RNA. RefSeq names its product regulator of microtubule dynamics 3 (gene rmdn3). The transcript is spliced from 12 exons. The record is from RefSeq and is a predicted model, not a curated record. Gene Ontology annotation, cellular component: mitotic spindle pole; cytoplasm; spindle microtubule. Lineage: Eukaryota; Metazoa; Chordata; Actinopteri; Perciformes; Anoplopomatidae. Bases 248 to 1732 code for a protein of 494 amino acids. Gene Ontology annotation, molecular function: microtubule binding.